This is a messenger RNA of Populus trichocarpa (black cottonwood), 1296 nucleotides long. Its product is annotated as F-box/kelch-repeat protein At1g15670. Gene Ontology annotation, biological process: negative regulation of cytokinin-activated signaling pathway; regulation of phenylpropanoid metabolic process. The record is from RefSeq and is a predicted model, not a curated record. The transcript has a single exon. NCBI's taxonomy places the organism in Eukaryota, Viridiplantae, Streptophyta, Magnoliopsida, Malpighiales, Salicaceae. Gene Ontology annotation, molecular function: protein binding. The coding region runs from base 71 to 1108 and encodes 345 amino acids.
UUAACAGACACUGGAAAGUGCGAACUACAAACAGAGAGAAGUCCUCCAGAGCUCGAUAAACUUCCUAUAAAUGGAAAGUACUUUGUUCACUGAGUUUAUCCCGAGUUUGCCUCAAGAACUUGGUCUUGAGUGCAUGACUCGGUUGCCUUACACGGCUCACAGAGUUGCAUCCCAAGUCUGCAAGCAAUGGCGUGAAUUACUGGAAAGCAAGGAUUUUUAUUACCAUAGAAAGAAACUGGGGUACACCCAUAAGGUUGCUUGUCUUGUUCAAGCUGCUCACAGGGCUGAUGUUUCGCAAGGAUCGAAACCAGGUAACUCGCCUAGUUUUGGGAUCACUGUGUUUGAUUCUGUGAGUCAGACAUGGCAGAGGCUUGACCCGGUGCCCAAGUAUCCAAACGGGUUGCCUUUGUUUUGUCAAUUGGCAAGCUGUGAGGGGAAGCUCGUGGUCAUGGGAGGGUGGGACCCAGUGAGUUAUGAACAGGUGAGUCAUGUUUUUGUGUAUGACUUUACAACAAGGAAGUGGAGAGAAGGGAAGGAGAUGCCAUCAAAGAGGUCCUUUUUUGCUAUUGGGGCAUAUUCGGGUCGGAUUUAUGUUGUGGGUGGGCAUGAUGAGAAUAAGAACGCGUUGAAAACCGGGUGGGUUUAUGACUUGAGCAAGGAGGAGUGGACCGAGUUGAAUCAGAUGAGUCAAGAGAGAGAUGAGUGUGAGGGGGUGGUGAUUGGGGAUGAGUUUUGGGCGGUUAGUGGAUAUAGAACCGACAAUCAAGGGGAAUUUGAGGAAAGUGCAGAGGUCUACGAAUUCAGGUCGGGUCAAUGGAGGCGGGUCAAGGAGGCGUGGAUUCCAGGGCGGUGCCCGAGAUCUAGUGUUGGGGCAGGGAAGGAUGGGAGAUUGAUGAGUUGGGCUGACUUGGACCCGGCGGUUCGGGUUGCAGUACGCGGGAUCAUGUUCGGUUUACGGGUCAUGGUUUCCGGGUCGGAUAGCCCAGGUGCACCCCAAGGGUUCUAUAUGGUGGAAAUGAAAGAUGGGCAAAAUGGGCAAUUGGAAAAGAUCAAUGUGCCUGAAGAGUUCUCUGGGUUUGUUCAAUCUGGCUGCUGUGUGGAGAUCUAAGGGAAUGCCACUUUCUGAGGCAACAAUUUUACCUUUGUGUGCCCUCAUUUUUUUUUCACUUCUUAACUUGUACCAGCUAUAGCUUUUGCCAUGCGAGGGCAUAUUUGGAAUUGCAGCUAACCGCACUGUGCUAACGCAAUCCCAAAUAAACACAAAAUUAUAUAUAUAAAGUAUCCCUCUUUACAAAA